Diaporthe citri is the source of this 537-nucleotide messenger RNA. RefSeq lists its product as uncharacterized. NCBI's taxonomy places the organism in Eukaryota, Fungi, Ascomycota, Sordariomycetes, Diaporthales, Diaporthaceae. The record is from RefSeq and is a predicted model, not a curated record. Bases 1 to 537 code for a protein of 178 amino acids. The transcript has 2 exons.
AUGCCCCCACGACACCAGACACUCCCGCCGGCAGCCACCGCCGCCGCCCGCGAGGCCCUGCAGUCCUUCUACUGCCAGCUCUGCCAGAAGGGCUACAGCCGCCACAACGAGUACGAGGCCCACCUGUCGUCCUACGACCACUCGCACAAGGUGCGCCUCAAAGAGAUGCGCGCCAUGACCCGCGACCCCGCCGCCGCCGCCCGCGCGCGCAAGGCCGAGGCCAGGGAGAACGGCGUCAUCAGCAUCCAGCUCGGCGGUGGUGGGGAGAAGCCCCAGGCCGCCAGCGGAGGAGGUGGAGGCGGCGGCGGGUUCAAGAAGGGCGGGUUCAAGAAGUCGGGGUUCAAGAGUGCCUUUGCGCCUGCGGGUGGGGACGGCGAGGCUGAGAAGGAGGUCAAGGCCGAGGAUGAGGCUGUGGAUGUCAAGGUCAAGAGCUUGGAGUUGCAGCGCGCCGGCGGUGGAGGUGGUAGCGGUGAUGCUGAGAGUGAUACCGAGGACGAGGGAUACGAGAUGUACGACCCGAACUUUCCUACCGACUGA